CCCCCCUGCGUCCAGCACUGGGCUUUUUCAGACAAGUGCAUCUCCUAACCAGGUCACAUUUCAGCCGCGACCCAUCCUCCGUCAGUCACCGAGUCAGACCGCAGGAGGAGGGCGCAGGACGACAGCAGCUAGCUUCGCCAACCGCGGCGGCGGGAAGGGCACCAGGGCAUUCCAACCGUGCAAGCGGCGAGACCCCCGACUCAACCCGGACCACGAUGCGCGCCCUGGGCUGCGGGCGGCUGGCGCUGCCGCUGCUGCUGCUUGCUGCAGCCGCCCUGGCCGAAGGCGAUGCCAAGGGGCCCAAGGAAGGCGAGACCCCCGGCAAUUUCAUGGAAGAUGAGCAAUGGCUGUCGUCCAUCUCGCAGUACAGCGGCAAGAUCAAGCAUUGGAACCGCUUCCGAGAUGAGGUGGAGGAUGACUACAUCAAGAGCUGGGAGGAUAAUCAGCAAGGAGAUGAAGCCCUGGACACCACCAAGGACCCCUGCCAGAAGGUGAAGUGCAGCCGCCACAAGGUGUGCAUCGCCCAGGGCUACCAGCGGGCCAUGUGCAUCAGCCGGAAGAAGCUGGAGCACAGGAUCAAGCAGCCCACCCUGAAACUCCAUGGAAACAAAGACUCCAUCUGCAAGCCCUGUCACAUGGCCCAGCUUGCUUCAGUUUGUGGCUCCGAUGGCCAUACUUACAGCUCGGUGUGUAAGCUGGAGCAGCAGGCAUGCCUGAGCAGCAAACAGCUGGCAGUGAGGUGCGAAGGCCCCUGCCCCUGCCCCACAGAGCAGACGGCCACCUCCACCACCGACGGCAAGCCAGAGACUUGCACAGGUCAGGACCUGGCCGACCUAGGGGACCGGCUGCGGGAUUGGUUCCAGCUCCUUCAUGAGAAUUCCAAGCAGAAUGGUUCAGCCAGCGGUGCUGCCAGCCCCACUGGGCUGGACAAGAGUCUGGGGGCUAGCUGCAAGGACUCCAUUGGCUGGAUGUUCUCUAAGCUGGACACCAGUGCUGACCUCUUCCUGGACCAGAUGGAGCUAGCUGCCAUCAACUUGGACAAGUACGAAGUCUGCAUCCGCCCCUUCUUCAACUCCUGUGACACCUACAAGGACGGCCGAGUCUCCACUGCUGAGUGGUGCUUCUGCUUCUGGAGGGAGAAGCCCCCCUGCCUGGUGGAGCUGGAACGCAUCCAGAUCCAAGAGGCUGCCAAGAAGAAGCCAGGCAUCUUCAUCCCAAGCUGUGAUGAGGAUGGCUACUACCGCAAGAUGCAAUGUGACCAGAGCAGUGGUGAUUGCUGGUGUGUGGAUCAGCUGGGGCUGGAGCUGACCGGCACACGCACCCAUGGAAACCCUGACUGUGAUGACGUCGUGGGUUUCUCAGGGGACUUUGGGAGUGGCGUCGGCUGGGAGGAUGAGGAGGAGAAGGAGACAGAGGAGGCUGGUGAGGAGGCCGAGGAGGAAGAGGGCGAGGUGGGCGAGGCGGACGAUGGAGGCUACAUUUGGUAGAUGGCCUUCCUGAAGCCAUGGCAAGCCAGGGUGCCAACGGCCAGGGAAACAGGCCAGCAGAAACCUAGACGGCAGCAGGCAGCUUAGCAAAUGGAUCCGGAAAUUAGUGGGAAGGACUUUGGCUCCAGUGGGGCCAACUGGAUGUGUGAGUGCAUGGCUCAUGUGUAGCAUGUAUGGCUAGGAUGGAUGUGUGUGUGUGUGUGUGUGUGUGUGUGUGUGUGUGUGUGUGAUGUGCUGACAGACAUGUCCUUGAUCCACAGUGCCCCUGGCAGAGUACACACACAAAGCCCCCUCAAUCCCCUUCUAGUUCUUUCCUUUGCACUUGAUGUUGGUUUUAAAAUAUGCACACAUACACACACACACACACACAAAACACAUGCAUGCACGCAUAUGUACACACACAGUUCCACAGCUCCACUCUUAAUACCCUGGGGGCUUCCUGCCUCAACCAGUCCUGCCUCCUCCCUCCUCUGCCUGUCCUUUUCCCUCCUGCUUCUGUAAAGGUCAAAGGUUGAGGAGGGAGGCAGGAAUUUGCCUAUUCCUGGAGCUCUUCUCAAAGUUGGGCCUAUUUGGUGUGACCCCACCCCCCAAGUCAGGUGAGAAUCAGGACACUGGCCACAGCAGGCCUGCCCCUGUGCUGAUUUCCCAAGAACCAUAAACAAAACAAAACAAAACUCCUAAGCCAAGCCAGCAAGACCAAAGGUGGCCAAGGGGAAGCUCACAGAAACGGGGGUCUCUGUGAGGACCUUACCAAGCUGUCCAAGUUUUUUCCCCUUUUCAGAUCCAGUUUCUGGGGUUCCCCCCAUGUUCACUCUGGGGAACCUGAGGACCAGGAGCAGUAGGUACAUGCCCAUCACCCACCUGGCCCCCUAACUAAAUGUCCCCCUUCCUGCCCAGGCCAGUCCCAAAACCCUAUAAAAGGAAACAAACUGUCAGGGGUGCCAUAGUCCAUCCCCCAUCCCUGGGGCUCACUUUGUCCCUGAGCACCCCAAGGGCUACCCUAGGAGAACAACUUUCCUAAAAUCCUGUAGUGUGCAAGAGAAGUCAAGAGUCCAUCAGAGGGGACAAAAUGGGGAGAGGUGGGUCUUGUGGUCACACCUCACUGUGACCCCAAACCUCCUGACCAGGUACGAGGUCAUCUUACCCAGAUAUCAAGAUGCCCUGUGGCUUUGGUUGUGUAUUUGUUGUUUUUCCAGCUCUCCUCCCUCUUCCCUUAAUGAAGAAUUUCUCACCUGGACUUGGACCUUUGAUGCCCUUUGGUGCAUGGAGAAUGUGUGUGUGUGUGUGUAUGUGUGUGUGUGUGUGUGUAUGUGUGUGUGUGUGUGUGUGUGUGUGCGCGUGUGAGUGCGUGUGUGCAUGUGCGUGCACACGCAUGCACUGCGUAUGCCUGGGAGUGCAAGGAGGGCCCCCUGUGUGCUGGGAGGAAAGUGGGGUCCAUGUGGUGAGGCUCCCUGGGCAAGGCCCCCAGCCUGGCUCUCCCCAGCGUCUCCUGCAUCUGCUGAGUUGAGUGAGCAUCCAUUGGAUGUUAGGAAAGAGCCCCCACCCUGACCACCCUGGAAUCAAUGUCUCCUGAACCUACUCUUGGGGGAAAUAGCAAAACUCCACUUUGUCCCCUAAAGCGCUUCUCAUCUGCAGCACGGUUCUGACUGUCGAAGUUUUGCUCUUCUCGCCCCCCUUGCCCCCGUGCACUCCCCCUCCCCUCUGUUCCUGCCUCUGUCCCCCACCACAUCCUCUGGUCCUCUGUUCUCCAGCAGUAGUUUCUCUCCUAACUGGAGCUACUUGAAACUUCCUACUUCUAGGAUCAAAGUCAGUCUCUUCCUCUCCCAGCUGAAUUUCCAGAACUGUCUUCAUGGGGGCUGUGAAGGAGGCCAGGCUCUCUGAGAUAGGUGGGGGGCACAGAGGAAGAGAACUCCUUCCCCCUCUCACUUCUGCCCUCCUCCUCCCAUUCUGCCCUCCCCACCUGAGGGGGGAGGGCUGUGCUCUCUGUGUUUCUGGGUAUUCUGGUUGUGCACGUUUUUCUGACUUUGUAAAUAUGUUUUAGGAAGAAAGCAAACCGCCAAGUUGAAUUAGCCCCCCUGGGUUUGCAGAGGUCCAGGCUUCCCCUGUCUCUGAAGCCCAUGUACUGCUUUUGCCCCACUGAGACAGAGCCCCCACCCCCACUAAGGCGGACAAAAGCAGCUGUUCCUAAUGGGGCAGGAGCCUCCAUCAUACUUUUUGUUAGAUGAGCUAAAUGAGCAUAAGGUUUCUUCGGGACAAAGUCACAGAUUGUCUUAUCUCAAUACUAUGGAUUUGUCCUUGACCUUAGCUGCUGGCCCAGCCCCUCGUAGGCCCUCUCCACAGGUAUCUUUGCCCCUUCCUGCCCAGUGCCCUGGCUUAGGCAGACAGGGGAACUGGGGCUUUGUUGAUAAGAACUCAACCAAAUCACAACAAACCCACAUCUUGCCAAACCCUGGAGCUGCCCUUGGCUGCCCCAGGCCUCCUUGGCUCCAUGGGUGCUGGGAGAGAUGGAUGGGCUAGGUUGGAUUGGAGAAAAUUAUUGCACCUAGAGAGACCACUCAGAGGGUUGGGGGGGGGGGUGUGAUGGAGAAGGGGCGUGGCCUGGGGAGCUCUGGAAAGAGGGUCUGCGACAUCAACUGCCCCCUAAUUGGCCUGAUGGGGCUGUGCAAACAUGUUGGCACAUCCUUCCUCACUGGUGCCUCCUGAUUUUAGUGGGCAAGCUCCCCAUUGGGUCUUUCAUAAAUGAUCUCCAUCACAUCCAACUUCACUGAGUAGAUGGGUGGGGUCCACCGGUACAAACGCAAGUACCCUCGUUUCUCCAAAGCCUGACCCUGAACCCCUUGUAGAGAACAAAUGGCUGGAGAUGGUAGGGCUGGAGGGGGUCCCAUGAAAGAGGCUGGGGGUACAGAAGAAAACUGGACAUAUCCCAAGGAAGCCCACACAGAGCACACUGCUUUGUCCCCACGGCCCAAAGUGUGUGAUGCGCAGUAACUGAGCUUUAGAUUUAAGAAUUGUGUUCAAGUGCUUGGAUUCCCGUCUGUAGUUUUAAGUGCUGAAAUUGUAUCUCUCAGUCAUUUUAGAUGUCGUUUAAAAAAAUCAAAAAACAAAGUGUUAGACCUGUGUGUGCAUUGAUGGGCACUCAAACGUCCCUUGGAUCCCCCCACCCUCCUUCCCUCCCUCCCAUGCCCCACCCUCUCAUGCCCCCACAUCCCCCCACUUCCCCCACCCUGCUUCCCCUUGGGGACCCUGCCUCGUCUUGUCUUUAUCUGCCUAUUACUCAGCCUAAAGAAACAAGUACACUCUACACCUGCAUAAAGGAAAUCAAAUGUUAUUUUUAAGAAAAUGGAAAAUAAAAACUUUAUAAACACUA
Molecule: messenger RNA, 4854 nt
Organism: Dipodomys spectabilis (banner-tailed kangaroo rat)
Lineage: Eukaryota; Metazoa; Chordata; Mammalia; Rodentia; Heteromyidae
Gene: Spock2
Product: SPARC (osteonectin), cwcv and kazal like domains proteoglycan 2
Exons: 11
Coding region: 216-1487 (423 amino acids)
Molecular function (GO): calcium ion binding; protein binding
Source: RefSeq, a predicted model, not a curated record